AUGCAUUGGCGGUGUUGGUACUGGGAUGACACAGGAGCAUCGUCUCCGAAGAAUAAAAUCAAGUUCUUAUGCAGCCAUGGCGGUAAGAUUCUUCCGAGACUCGGCGACGGUGUCCUGAAGUACGUCGGCGGCGAGACACGUGUCAUUGGGGUGCCUCGUGACAUCACUUUCUCAGAGUUUAUGAAGAAAGUCACUGCUCUGACUGACAGUGACAUGGUCCUCAAGUACCAGCUUGUCCCUGAAGAUCUAGAUGCCUUGGUCACAGUGAGAUCAGAUGCAGAUCUCCAACACAUGUUUGAUGAGCAUGAUCGCCAUGGAAAUGGAGCUCCAAUGCUUCGAGCUUUCCUGUUUCCUACCAAACCAAUUGUACUAGAGAACCAAUCACUUGUUUCUGAACCACAUGCAUCGGAGCAGCGUUAUAUCGAUGCCAUCAAUGGCAUCAUCCACAUCAACCACAGAGGAAAACUUUGUCCUAUCAGAGUUGUCUCAUCAGCUUGUUCUUCCCCCAAAAAACCAGAUUCCCCAGAUGGUCAUUCUAUGGAUGUAACCCCCGAAUCGCCAUUCUUUAUCAGCAACCGGAAGUCAUCGAUGCAGAGAGUGCGAAGUUCUCCGAGCUUUAGCAGCCUCACCAACCUCCAAGGCAGCCUCAGCAGUCCGAAGUAUGAACACAGUUGUUAUCACCAUCACUAUCAGCAACAUCCUCAUGGCCAUCCCUUUGUUAGAUUGUCGUCAGAUCCACAUGCAGGGUUUGGGUUUGGAAGGCCCCAACCAAUUUUGUCCUUGACAAGGCAAGACAGUGGUAGGGGUAAUGGCUUUAACCAGUAUUACUCACCGACCAGAAGCAAUGUUAACAAAGGGAUUCCAGGUUGCCCCAAGAAUGGAGGAGGACACCUUGAUGAACCUUUUUCACUUUCUGGACAUCUUAGGUUCCUGGCGGAGGAUUUUAAGUAUAUUGUGUUCGGUAAGGAAGUGUAUACUGGAUGGAAACAAGUAGUGAAACUGGAUUACUGGACGGGUCUCAUUCUUAUACAGCUGUGA
Neltuma alba is the source of this 1038-nucleotide messenger RNA. RefSeq lists its product as uncharacterized. The transcript has 4 exons. The record is from RefSeq and is a predicted model, not a curated record. Gene Ontology annotation, molecular function: protein binding. Bases 1 to 1038 code for a protein of 345 amino acids. NCBI's taxonomy places the organism in Eukaryota, Viridiplantae, Streptophyta, Magnoliopsida, Fabales, Fabaceae.